GCUGUGUAAGCUGAUUGCUCGCACGUCAAAAGCUGCGGGAUACGGGGAGGAGGAGAAAGAGAGAGAAAUGUGGGAAGCCGGACGGUUGAGCAGCGUGCAGCCAGAGGAGAGGGAGAAAGUCCAGGGCUGAUGCCGUAGAGUUGGGAUCUUACUGACCCUCACCUCCGGGGAGGGAGAGAGAGAGAGAGAGAGAGAGAGAAAGAAGUUGUAGAUCCAAGAGGAACACAAGGUUGAGCGAACCUCAGGGGCGCGGGCCACCCCACCCCAACCACCACCGGCGAGAGCUAGGAAAACCAUGGAGACGAUGGCAGAGAAUGUCGGCAGCAGCUACAACUGGCAAAAACGCUGCAUGACGCUGGAGUCCCAGCUCCUCCGGUUUAGGCUGCAGGCUGGCAAGAUCCGGGAGCUGUUGGCCGAAAAGAUGCAGGAGUUGGAACAGAGAGUGAUUAAGGCUGACCAGCGAGCGGAGAACGCAGAGAAACAGGUGCAGGCAAUGCAGGAGAAAUUGAAAGCAGCCAACAUCCAGACCAGCGAAUCAGAGAACAGUUUGUUCAAGAAGUACCAGGAACUCACCAAUACGCUGCAGGAAAAGGACGACGCGAUUCAGAAGCUGGAGCAACAGUUAGACAAACAGAACCAGUUGAGAGCACAGGAGGCGAAGGUGAUUGAGGAGAAGGCUGUCAGGAUCAAAGAGUGGGUGACGUUUAAGUUAAGAGAGCUGGAGUUCGAAAACCAACAUCUCAGAGUAACUACCCAGAAGCAAGCUGAACAGAUUCAGGCCCUGCAUGCCAAGAUUCAAGACUCACGGAGCGAGCGACCGGGAGCUGACGCGACGACGGUCGUGGCCCCCGAAACCACCCCUGUGGCUCAGUCCCGGCCCGCGGCGGCGGGUGAGGAGCCCUGCGCCGAGGAGGGGGAGGAGUGGCCUGGAUGGAUCGCCUUGGAGGGGGAGGAGGGUCGGGCCGAGGCGGGGAGUAGGCCGGUCCGGCCUGAGGCCUGCCCCCUGGAGCCCGGUCCAGGCCUGGAGGAGGACAGCGGAGGCGGGCCCGAGGUCAGGCCCCCGCUGCGGGCCGCCCGGGAGAUGGUGGUGGUGAAGGGCUGCUCAGCGCCGACAUCCGGCGAAGGCACCACCCAGAGGCCAAGGUCCACCCUGCCAGCCUUGGCGGCCAGGGAGGGCCCUGUGGUGACCAGCAUGACCUUGCCCAAGGCCAGGACGCCACUGGCGCCGAGGGACAGCAUCCAGCUGGCGAAGAAACACCUCAGCCAGCCGCAGGCCGGGGCCUCCGACAGGCCCCACCGCCUUGUCCGCAUUGACAUCGUCUGCCCCGCCUUCCAGCCGGCUGGUCCAGCCCGGCGGCCCAUCCGGGUCCAGGAGACGGACAUCGACGACGUUCCCGAGCGGAUGGACACGGAAGAGUGCGAAGGCACCCCGGCCCGGGACGGCUCCCUUCCAUCCCCACCGUCACCACCACCACCACCGCUGUCACUACCGGCGUCGAAGGAGGCUUCAGUGGAUUCAGAAAGGUCUUCCUCCAGGAACGAGCCUCCCCCUCCCCCCCUGCAUCGUUUGCCCUCCUGGGAAGGUCGAAUAUAUGCCCUGGCCAAGUCUGGCAUGAGGAUGUCGGAGGUGACCCUGGCUAGCAGCUCCUCCAAGAGAUUGUCAAACAUUCCAGGGAGUGUAACCUCUGGGCCUUUCACUCAUCUCAUUUACAAGAAUGUGACAGUUCCUGUCUACACCACUCUGAAAGGGAAAGCCACGCAGAUUAGCAACGUUCCCUUCCCGGACGAGUCCUCGGGAUCCGACGACGACAGCAGUUCCCAAGCCAGCUUCCGAACGUCUGCCGUGGGACCGGAGCCGAGGAAAAACAGCGGACCCGGAAGCCCCCGAGCUGUGAAAAGAGGGGUUUCGAUGUCCUCGGUCAGUUCCGAAAGCGAUUACGCCAUCCCUCCCGAUGCCUGCUCUGUGGACAGCGAUUACUCCGAGCCGGAGCACAAGCUGCUGCGGACCUGCUCUGUCUACUCCGCAGAGAGCAACUGCACCGAGCCUUUGGAGAAAUCUGGCUAUCUGCUGAAGAUGGGAGGCCAGGUCAGGACAUGGAAGAGGCGGUGGUUUGUGCUGAGAAAUGGAGAGAUCCUAUACUACAAGUCACCAAGUGAUGUCAUCCGGAAGCCACAGGGUCGGAUCGAGCUGAGCUCCUCUUGUCGUAUCAUUCGGGGUGAAGGAGCACAAACCUUCCAGCUGGUGACCGGGAAAAGGACGUACUAUCUGACGGCGGACUCACCGAACAUCCUGGAGGAGUGGAUCCGGGUCCUCCAGAGCAUUCUGAAGGUCCAGCUCGCCGGCCCAGUCGUCCCACAGACAGAAUCGAAACCCUCUGUCCGGGGCUGGCUCACCAAGGUGAGGCAUGGCUACUCCAAACUGGUCUGGUGCUCCCUUGUUGGAAAAGUCUUCUACUACUUUCGGAACCAAGAUGACAAGUUUCCGCUGGGCCACCUGAAAGUCCGAGAAGCUAAAAUUGGAGAGGUGGACCGCUCCUGCGACUCUGAUGAGGAUUACGAGGCAGGAGGCCGGGGGUUCCUGUCCUCACACUUCACUGUGAUCAUCCAUCCAAAGGAUCAAAGUCCGACUUACCUGCUGAUUGGGACUAAACAGGAAAAGGACACCUGGCUCUACCACUUGACCGUGGCAGCUGGGAGCAGCCAGUCGAAAGUGGGAACAGAGUAUGAGCAGCUUAUCGGAAAACUGCUGGAUAUCGAUGGGGAGCCAAACUCACUGAUGUGGAAGCACCCUGUGCUCUGCUGCAGCAAGGAUGGUAUUGUGAAUGCCCUCACCACACUCCCUUCAGAUGCUCUGCAGACUGAGGCACUCAAGCUGUUCAAGUCAUGCCAACUGUUCAUCAAUGUGCUGGUCGAGGCACCUUCGAUUGACUACCAUGUGUCGCUGGCGCAGAAUGCACUGCAGGUUUGCCUGACUCACACGGAACUGCAGAAUGAGAUCUACUGCCAGUUCAUUAAACAGACCAGCCACAGGGAGCCUCAUAACUUCUCCCUCAUCCAGUGCUGGCAACUCCUGGCUCUGUGCGUUGCUCUUUUCCUUCCCCAGCAUCACUUCCUGUGGUAUCUGAAGCUUCACCUGCAACGCCAUGCUGAUCCCAGGACUGAGAUAGGUAAAUAUUCCAUCUACUGCCAGAGGUCGGUGGAGCGGACUCUGAGGAAUGGGGACCGGGAAGCCAAGCCAUCCCGGAUGGAGAUAAUGUCGAUCCUCCUGCGAAAUCCCUACCACCACUCGCUCCCUUUCAGCAUACCAGUCCAUUUCAUGAAUGGGACAUACCAGGUUGUGGGCUUUGAUGGUUCCACCACAGUCGAGGAGUUCUUGCACACGCUCAACCAGGAAAUAGGGAUGAGAAAGCCGCUACAUUCGGGAUUCUCACUCUUUACUGAUGAUCCUUCUGGAAAGGAUUUGGAACACUGUCUGCAGGGCACUGUGAAGAUUUGUGAUGUGAUUUCAAAGUGGGAACAAGCACUAAAGGAACUACACCCUGGUAAAUAUGAAAGUAACAGGAUUGUACGGCUGAUAUAUAAAAGCAGAAUGUAUUUCAGAGCUCAGGCGAAGGGUGAAACGGAGCGAGAGCGCCUCCUGCUGACCUAUCAGGUUAAUGACGAGGUGGUGAAUGGACGUUUCCCUGUAAACAAAGACCUGGCUUUGGAGGUGACUGCUUUAAUGGCACAGGUGGAAUACGGUGACCUGGCACGUCCCAUUCCGUCCAGUCCAGGGAGCAGCUCCCAGUCUAAGACACACCAGUUUCUGCAGCAGGUUCUGGAGAAAUUCUAUCCAAGGCACUACAGACAAGGAUGCACGCCACAACAGAUCAGGCGACUGGCAGACACGCUGGCCACCAAGUGGAUGCUUCUGAGGGGUUGCAGUGGAGCUGACUGCGUAAGAAUCUACUUGACUGUCGCCCGCAAGUGGCCACUCUUUGGAGCAAAGCUCUUCACGGCAAAGCCAGUUGCCCCCUCACUCCUUGACGAGAAGCCUGUGUGGUUAGCAGUGAAUGAAGAUGGUGUCAACAUCUUGGAAUGUAGCACAAUGCAUCCUGUGGUAAAUUAUCCCUAUCCCUCGGUCUUGACUUUUGGAGGUUGUCGCGAUGACUUUAUGAUUGUGGUCAGCAAAGCCAAGGAUGGGAACCCAGUGAAAACCACCGUUGAGAAACUGGGGUUUGCCAUGGUGAAGCCUAAGAUCCUGGAGUUGACCCUGAUACUUGCCAGCUACAUCAACCACAGCAACUGUCACUCGUCGUUGGCCUCACCUAAUCCUCCACCCGCAAGCCUCUCGGGCAAGAAACUGUGGGAGAUCGACAGCAAGCAUUUCCCAAGUAUGACGCGGACCACACAGGGUCCCACCCUGCUCUGAGACCCCAGCCCCAAGCAGUGGCUGAAGACACAGUGCUGUGACCCUGGCUACCAGAGGACAAACCACUUGGACGAUCCAAAUGGUGCACGGAUCACCAUUCGGACCUGGACCCUCUCUAUUGCAGCCUGUACUUAAGUGCUCGAGUAGCGUUUAGACUUGAUUUCUUUGUUGUUUUGAUAGUUCGCAAAUUUCCACCGUACACCUCACGUGAGUUCAGUGUGCCAGUCCCAGCAGGCUCCAUGCCAUCGGUGCUAAGGCUGGUCCGUACGCAGUAAACCGAAAUGGUGCAGGCUGUUGGGAAGGGCACCUGCUAUCAGGAAAAGCACCCUGAGCUGGGAAAGGCCUUUCUCCGAAGCUGUUCCCUCCUUUUAUCCCAUUCCGCCUAAGGGUUGAGUCGUCUGUAAACAAAGCAGCACCCACCUCCUAUUACAUUCUGGUGGGCUUCAGCACACAAGGGCAAGGUUGUGACACAGAUUUUGUUACCAGUAAAUUGGCUGUGACUCCAAGGUUGUAAGGUUCUCAGCAGAAGCCAGAACCCUUUGCGUAAGAACGAGAAAUGGAUCACAGCAGCAGCAGGGCCAAAGACCUCUUCUUUCAGGCAUCCUGGCACUGUCCUUUUGUCAGGCAAAAGAACCAUCAGUGCAGUCAGUUAAAGUUGCACUGGCACGUUAACUGAGGAACAACAGCACCCGCGUCUACCACGCUGGCCAUCUGUCUGUGCGGAGGUUGCACAUUCUCCUUGUUUCCUCCCACAGUCCAAAGACGUGCAGGAUAGGUCAGUUGGCUGUGCCAACUGGGUGAAGAUUGGGUGGAUUAGCCUUGGGAAAUGCAGGGUUACAGGGAAGGGAGGUGGGAUGCUCUUUGGAGGACCGUUGAGGACGCAUUGGACCGAAUGGCCUGUGAUUCUAUACCAAUCUGCACCCGCCAUAGGAGUCUGCACCCACUACUCCUUCAGGUCCUACUGUAUGAAUGUGUUAGAUUUGUAAAGCUCAUAAAGCCUCAAAAGAAUACACUGCUCUUGUUAAAUUUGGUUUCAGGCUGUCAUGUAAGCAGGCUGAGUAUGUGCCAUUUUGAAGGAUGCCCAGCAGCAGGAGUCUCCCUCAAACGCAUGCCAUCACAGUGUGAAUGAUGCAGGAGUGACCCUUUGAACAUAAAGCAUGCUGGUCACAGAGUCUAAGUAUUUUUGAAGUUCCCCAAACUGAAGUUCAAUGUUACUUACAGACAACUUUUGAUUUCGAGCUCAGGUUUUCAGUCAGCAUGAACAUGGGAGUGAAUGAUGGGACCAUAGAGUCCAGGCGAAGAGUCAGUCAAAGGCUGUCAUUACCUCUAGGAAGAUGAACCAAGGCAGCCUGUGGACAUCUCUUCUCCAUAAGUAACUGCUACCUUGAGAAAGUUGAGUUGGUGGUCCUGGUCAUUUCCUUGCUUUACUGAGGGUUGCUUGUGCCAUUGUAGCUACCUCAGAGGGCAGACAUUUCAUGCGGGUCCAUCAGUGAACCAGUUGCUUUUCUGUUCCUCUGUUCCAACCCAGCUUUCAUUCCAGACCCCUCAGUUGGAGAUUUUGCAAUCAUGCCCUGUGCCAUUACCACUAAAUAAAAACCGAAAUAACUGCAGAUGCUGUAAACCAGGAACAAAAGGAAAGUUGCUGGAAAAGCCCAGCAGGUCUGGCAGCACCUGUGAAGGAAAAGACAGAGUUAACGUUUCGGGUCCGGUGACCCUUCCUCAGAAUCCCUUUCCAGGAAAACCCUUUUCCCAGUUCUGAGGAAGGGUCACCGGACCCGAAACAUUGACUUUUUUUUUCCCCCCUUCACAGGUGCUGCCAGAGCUAUAAGACCAUAAGACGUAGGAGUGGAAGUAAGGCCAUUUGGCCCAUCAAGUCCAUUCCGCCAUGUAAAUCAUGGCUGAUGGGCAUUUCAACUCCACUUCCCUGCACUCUCCCCGUAGCCCUUGAUUCCUUUGUGAGAUCAAGGAUUUGUCGAUCUCUGCCUUGAAGGCAUCCAACGUCCCGGCCUCCACUGCACUCUGCGGCAAUGAAUGCCACAAGCCCACCACACUCUGGCUGAAGAAAUGUCGUCUCAUUUCCAUUUUAAAUUUACCCCCUCUAAUUUUAAGGCUGUGCCCACGGGUCCUAGUCUCCCCGCCUAAUGGAAACAACUUCCUAGCAUCCACCCCUUCUAAGCCAAGACCCUGCUGAGCUUUUACAGCAACUUUUGUUUUUUGUGCCAUUACCACUAUACCUGGUUCCACCAGGAUCAGUUACAUUCCGACCCCAUUGCUGCUGCUUUUAAAACCUACAGCCCUCAUUGAGUUAAAGCAGUGUCCCUGGUGAAUAAUGUCACUUGACAAACCACACCCCCAACCAAAACCACCUGUUCCACCCAAAUGACCCCAGUUCAUUGGAAAACGUCCUUUGGUGCACUGAUAAAACGGUCUAAUGGUGUUUGUGGUUACCUACUGCUGCUGGUUUUGGCUUAGCCUGUUCUGUUACAUUUACGAUGCACAGUGAGAUUUGUGUGGAGUGUAACACCCAAGGUUUUGGGGAAAGAACAGUAUCCUGUUUACUGUUGGUGUUAGGGGAACAGGCCUGUCCAGUGAAGACUACGCUAGUGAUUCCUUCACGUAGAGCUGCGGGUGAACCUUGUCGCCAGUAGAUGUGUAGCAUUCUUUAACCACUUAGUUCUUUCACAGAGACUUGAAGAUGACGUUUUUGUUCGAAGAUCGGUAUGAAGCCUAAACAGCCGAUACAGAACAAAUAACAUUCUCACCAAGCAAAGAGUGUUGUCCCUGACGAUUGUGAGUGUAAAUACACCACACUGUAUAGUAUAUUAUUGAAUACUUGAAUGUGACAGGGACAGACCCAUUUCUGUGAAUGGUUAUGCCCAAUGUUCUGUACCUCUUAUUUAUUCUAACCGUUUAAGUGAACACUGUGAUUUUCACACUUAAAUUUGAGCAGUUGCCUGUAUUUUGGGAAUCAUGGUGUGAUUUAAGAGGGUAAUACUGGAAUGUUCCCACACACCCUCCAUCCAUGACUGCUAGUAGUCAAAAUAAAGUGCUAACAUAAA
Stegostoma tigrinum is the source of this 7470-nucleotide messenger RNA. It is a transcript of the gene plekhh1, whose product is annotated as pleckstrin homology domain containing, family H (with MyTH4 domain) member 1. The record is from RefSeq and is a predicted model, not a curated record. Bases 296 to 4411 code for a protein of 1371 amino acids. The transcript has 29 exons. Gene Ontology annotation, cellular component: cytoskeleton. Lineage: Eukaryota; Metazoa; Chordata; Chondrichthyes; Orectolobiformes; Stegostomatidae.